Messenger RNA from Bipolaris oryzae ATCC 44560, 1062 nucleotides. RefSeq lists its product as uncharacterized. The record is from RefSeq and is a predicted model, not a curated record. Gene Ontology annotation, cellular component: nucleus; cytoplasm. Gene Ontology annotation, molecular function: heat shock protein binding. The transcript is spliced from 2 exons. NCBI's taxonomy places the organism in Eukaryota, Fungi, Ascomycota, Dothideomycetes, Pleosporales, Pleosporaceae. The coding region runs from base 1 to 1062 and encodes 353 amino acids.
AUGGAGGAAGACUUCGUCAAUGAUCAUGAAAGCGAAGGCGAAGAGCACGAUCUUGGUGACGAAGGCCCACCUACUAUUGACCCAUAUGAGGUUCUGGGCCUUGAGUCUCAAGCAACAGCGGAUGAUGUGAAAAAGGCAUAUCGCAAAAUGGCACUCAAGUGUCAUCCAGACAAGGCUGCGCCCGAUGAGAAAGAAGCCGCCAACAAGGCCUUUCAAGAGAUCGCAUUCGCAUACGCAGUACUUUCCGACGACCGAAGGCGUAAACGUUAUGAUCUCACUGGCAGUACAGCGGAGACCCUGGAAGACGAGGACUUCAACUGGCUUGACUUUUUCCGCGAGCAGUUCAAGAAUAUCAUCAAUGAAGAAACCAUCAAUAAGAUUUCUGAUGAAUACAAAGGCAGCGAAGAGGAGCGCAGGGACUUGAUCAAUGCAUUCAAGAAGACCAAGGGUAACCUGAACAAGGUAUACGAUAUUGUCAUGCUAUCCGAUAUCUUGGUAGACGAUGAGCGGUUCAGGAAGAUUCUAGAUGAAGAGAUUGCCAAUGGCACGGUCAGUUCAUAUCCUGCAUAUGAGAAAGAGACGGACGAGACGCGUGAAAAAGCCAAGGAUGCAGAGAGGAAGAGACGCGAAGCCUUUGACAAGCAGCAGGCUCAGGAACAAGAAGAGAAGGCAGAGCCUGCCAAGGGAAAAGCAAAGGCGAAGGCAAAGCCCAAGAGCAAGAAGAGUAGCACAGAUGACAUGGCAGGAUUGGCAGCUCUCAUUCAACAACGACAAAAGGCACGAGCAGGCAACUUCUUUGACUCUCUUGAGGCCAAGUAUGCACCCAAAUCACGAGGCUCCAAGCGAUCCACGCCCAUGGAGGAACCGCCCGAGGAAUUGUUCGAAGCCAACCGAAAGAAGCAGAAAACAAACAGCCGGCCGAAAAAGAAGGCCAAACAAGAGAGUGAGGAUGAGGUGAUGGAGUCUGGGGAAGAGGAUAUUGGCGAUUCUGAGGAUGAGAAAACACCACCCCCGAAGAAGACGAGAGCGAAGCGGAAGGUGAAUGCGCGCGGGCGGGCUUAG